GCCACUCGGUGUGGCUUCGGAUCGUGCGGCGCGUCUCGAGAGCUCUGCUGCGUUUGUCGUCCUCAAGCGGGCGGCACAUCGCAUCGUCUCGUCGUCGCUGUCGGUUUACACUAUACUCGCGUGCGCUUCUCGCGGUUUUUCUGCCCGCUGGUUGGACUGUGUGGCGGUUUAGUGCGCCAAAAGGGAAUUAUUCUACGUCGUUAGUGCGGUCAGCCUCCACACCGGACGACCCAGAAGGAAGGUCUGCGUAUCUGUUACUAGGGUUCUAGAGUGAUCUCUAGUGGGUCAGUUUUUUUUUUCUACUCUCGCGUGCUGUUGUUGUUUUGCUUGGCGGACGAGGAGGCGCGUGUUCCUGGGGCUGUAAUUUUCGGCCGUGACUGUAAUUUCUUGGACCUUCUUCGGUCCCCGGCAGUGUCUGCGGGAAAUUACGUCCAAUCAAGCAGAACCUGGUGUGUCGGUACGCAGAGUGCACAGUGCGGAAGAUAGUUGUGAAGUGCGAGAACAGAAAGAAAAAAGAACGAGGAUCAGAAACUGGAGCAGUAGUGCGAAAUUCCAUUCUACCGUGUGGAUGUACGGAUUUGACCCAGUUCUUUAUACUUCAGACGGAAGUGAAUGUUGCACGGAAGAGGCGACAACUAGUGACAACCGUUUUGAGUGAUGGAUUGGUGUUGACCGAAAAUUAAAAUCGGAUACACGGGUAAGACGCUGUUCGUCGCAGUGGAUGAUUAAAGGGGAAAUAUUCCACUAAACAACCUCAACGGAUGAGUAAGCGACAAACCUGAAUUCAGCCGAAUCAGUUCAGUGUGUUACAGUGGAGAAGGAAAACAAUUUAUUCUAACAACAAGAAAAACAACAAAAGACCGUGUUGUCAGUAACUGACAGCUGCGUUUGGUGUGUGGUACUGCGAAACCGGACGAGCUCGAAAUAAUCAAAUAACACCAAGCAUUAAACAAUUGGACAAACGAAACCAAACAGUAGUGAAUGUGGGAGAUAAAUUAUCAUAAACACAUUGGAUUUGUUUUUUUUCUGAACAAAAGUGUAAGUGAUCAACCCGCACUUAAGUGAUAUAAUUACUCCUUUUCGGACGAACCUCACAAUCAACGUUGUUCCGUUAAAAUCACGCAGCAGUAGCAGUAGCAGGGGGAGUAGAAGGAGGACUCCUCCUUCGCACAGGUGCCGGUACCUUACAUUGCCCCUUCGAUUGGCGGAUGAGAAAAAAACAGCUUCACUUAGUGUGCGAUUAAAGAUAAUGACAAAUGAUUACCACCGACAAGAAGAGCAGGUGUACAACGCAAACGACGAAAGCCGCUAGUCACGAGAAGAAAGUGAAACUGUAGCACCUUCGCGUAGUGCCUGCAAACUGAAAGGAUCGGGGAGCAAGUAGUGUCCCACGGUUCCCCAUCAGUAGCAGUAGCAGUGAACCGAUUCGAGUGAAGUCAUUUGCAAUUAAUCGAGAGAGAAAUCGGACAAUCGGAAAGGCGAGGAAAAAAGUGCAUUUUUUGGUGUGUUCAUUAUUACGGAUUAAAUGAUUCGAAAAAAAGAAGUAUCGAUCCCAUUGCGAGCUGACUUAUGCUAAUUAGGCUGUAGCCUGUUACGACGGUCCUAGGGCGGUGUUUCAACAAAGUGAUGCGAAGAGUUGACUUUUCGAGGUCCUGACGUGACUGUGCGACGCCAGUUACGUAGUGCAGCGUUCCUGACCUUUGCGAUAGCCGGUGUGAACUUUCGUUCGGCGUACAAAUUCCUUGCACACGCGUAUCCGAGCGAAUCUUCGCUGCUCUGGUUCAACAAUCAGCUCACGUCUACUGCGGCUGAUGAAAAUAUAUGCUCAAAAAGUUAACCACUCCAACUGACUCGGGACUGACCUUUUCCGCGCACCGCGUGUGGAUCUUCGACAACGGCGGUUUUUUUUCGGAAUGGUCGUGUUUGUGUUAUAAAUAAUUUCAAGUGCUCCAGCCUCCAACGAACAACCGAAGAGUUAUCUUCCUGCGUAUAAUAUUUCUCAUCAUCCGUGACCUCUCUCUCCCCCCCCUGCCCCCACAUCUGUUCGCUUCAGCCAAAGUGACUUUUAACGAGUCUGAAGAUCAGUCGAACAUUUAUUAAAUGACACUUUGUGUGUAGAUGUACGGCGUCCUCAGCGUGGCGAGUUUUUGGACUUUCGCGGUGCGUCCUUCGAGUGACAUUAAGAUAGAGCCGUAAACCGAAACGCAAGUGAUCUACGAACGUGUAUGUUUGAUAGCCCGCGAAAAGGUCGAGCCAACCUAAAACGAAUCGUCUGAAUUUUUAUUCUGUCGUUUUUAAAGUGAGUUCAGUCCAUCAAAGGCAAAGAAAAAUAGAGACUCUCCUGGUGAAGAUUCCUUUUCGUUUCUGGUGUGUGCGCGGUCGGUGGGUGCUGGGAGUGUGCAGAAGAAGCGUCCACACAUUUGGAGUGCCCUAAAACAUACAAUAGUGCCCAUUAUAGUAGUAAUAUCUCGUGUAUCGCGUGGUGGUCGCCAUCAAGAGGGGGCUCGACUGCCGGACUGCUGCAGAGAACAAAACUGAUUUCAUUUCGUUUUUCGAAAAGUCACACUUUCAAGUGCAGAUCAUCCGCGUGCGUCUGAGGACCCCAGCGCCCGAGAACUCCGGGUGUGUUUGAAGUGAGUGUGUGUGUUUUUUUUUCUCGUCUCCCACUGGAGCAGUCCCAUCGAGAAAGCUCACCCCGCAUGAAGAUCUCUUAAUAAUCAUCAUCAUCUCGGCUGUACCGAUUCCACCAUCACCACCGCCAGCGGGGUGUGCGACAUUGCGAAACUGACCAAGCCCGUCCUACCACCGCACCGCCACGCCACCCAUCGGACAUCAACAGAAAACCUUGCAAAAAUCAAUCAGCGGUCGGUCUCGCCUGGCAAAAAAAAAAAAUAUGGAUUAGCUCUAAUCACUUCGGACUUGCACUGGUCGUAACAAAACAGCCAUAACGAGAGCGAGACAAGAAAAAAAGACGCGCCCGUACGCAACAACAUCGUUUGGCAAGAGCAGAGCUUCAGAAAAUCUCCUGGACCGCACCUAAUUCGGGAAAAAGAUUGUCCCACUUGGCGGAGGAAUGCCAGGAGAGAUCCAGCAGUGACUAAGCUUCCUGGAAAGAUGCGAGAAAAAGAUCACUCACCAAGAAAAAUGCUUCCCAGUCCUAAGCAAGGGGCGGUCUAUCCGCUACUUGGCCUGGGCUCGACCGUGUCGGCUCAGCUUCCGUUCGAUUUUUCCACCAACAAUCGCUCCUCGUCGUCGAAUUUAUUACACCAGCAGCAAAGUCUGCUGGAUCAGCCGCUGGACCUGCGGGUGGAUCAUAAAAAGUCCACCAACAGCAGUAACUCGACCACCUCCGACGAAGAGGAACCUCCGCGAGCUGCCCACGAGGACACCAAACCGGGCAGUGUGAUAUCAUUCCAGGACAAUAAUAAUAACAACAAUCUGAGCAAUAACAACACCCCAAGCAACCGAAAAAGUCCGAGUCCUGUAAACAAUAACAAUAACAACAACAAUAGCGUUAAAUACACCAACAAUAACCACAUCAACGUGAAAGACGAGUUCCGAAUAUCUAACCUAGCGAGUCACAACUCUCCAAUAUUCCCACCCCCGGGGAUAAAUCCACUGAUGCUAGAGGCGAUCGCGAAAGCCGGGCUGCCUCUGCCCGGUUAUCGAAAUUCCUUUCUACCGGCGCGCUCCCCCGUCACGUACGAUCUCCAGCGGCUGAAGGAGCGAGACGCGCUCGCCGCGAGUCUAACCCAGCUGCGCCAAGGUGCGAACGGAAAUGGAAUCCCCACCAGCAACAACAACAAUAACAACAACAACAACUCGAACAGCAUCAACCACAAUCUGCCACCGGGAGCCGCCAAGAACAAGGAUCGCUACUCGUGCAAGUUCUGCGGCAAAGUGUUCCCCCGGUCCGCUAACCUGACGCGGCAUCUGCGGACGCACACCGGCGAGCAGCCCUACAAGUGCAAGUACUGCGAACGUUCCUUCAGCAUAUCGAGCAACCUGCAGCGUCACGUGCGGAACAUCCACAACAAGGAGCGUCCCUUCAAGUGUGCCCUUUGCGAGCGCUGCUUCGGUCAACAAACCAACCUCGAUCGUCACCUCAAGAAGCACGAAGCCGAUGCUGCCGGGUUGGGACUCGGUCUGGACGAACGUCUUCGGGCGGCCCGACGAAACAGUCGAGGCAUCCCGGAAGACUCGUACUUCGAGGAGAUUCGUUCCUUCAUGGGCAAGGUGACCCAACUGCCGAUCCCACUGCGGAUGCAAUCGCACCAACCGCACCACCAGCAACCCCAUCAAUCGCAACUACACCAGCAGAGUACACUUUCGGCCCAGGUUCAGGCCGCCCAGCAACAGCAGCAGGCCCAGCACGAUCAGACCGGAUCGUCCCGCAGUUCGACACCGUCGGAGCCCGCCUCGCCGGCCGGAAGCUCACGCAGUGCCCAGCUGGAGAUCAAGAUGGAAGCGAACGACGACGACGAUGACGAGGGCGAACAAGUGCAGGUUACCUGACCGAAGGUCUAGUCCCCCCACCCCCGGGUGAGGGUGGGUGGUGUGGUUUUACGGGCUUGUGGGGGCGGAUUUUUUCGUUCAUUUCCUAGGACAAACUCUAAGUCUUCUCACUGAAUAUUUCGAUUUUUUUGCCCAAACGGUUUUAUAGGGUUGAAAGACUGUCUUCGGUGAAGUUGUAAAAUUCAGAAAAGGGAGCUCACUUUUCUACACAUUUGCUUUAAAAGAAUUACAAAUAGAAUUGAAAAACUUUAAAGCCAAAACAACAGCAUAGGAACAGUUUUGUGGCAAACUUUUACAAUUUAUCAAGACGCUACGAGAUAUAAAUUUUCAGUCAGUAGAUCUUCGGGAAUGUUUCACAAACAGUCGUAAGUUAUUCGACCCACCAACAAUUGUUUAGUACCAACCUGUUACUUCACUAUCAGAGCAAGUAAUAUUAUCAAAUUCCACUUGUGAAUUUAUCGUGAAACUCUACCUAACAGUUUUUUCACACCACAAUAGAUCAUUGCACACGAAAAAUAACCUCACUUUUCUGACACUUCCCGUGGGUUUGUUUACAAGGUGUUCUAUUCACUUUGUAUGUGAUCGGAGUAAAAAUUCUCCGCUUAUGCGAAUUCGUUACUGGGAUCUUUUGGUUUAUUCUUAGAAACGCAAUUUUUAACAAGAAACGCUUUUCUAUUCAAGCCGAAAAUUUUUCUAUGUAAACAAACCCGCGGUAACUGUCAAAUCUCUUUCUUCUUCUUGUUUUGUGAUGUCAUCGUGCAAUGAUCUAUAGACCAUUUUAUGAAUUGACAGGUGUCACGGAGCCUGCUGAUAUUGAUGUUGCUUUUACGUGCUUUAUGUCAGCGGUUUCGAGCUUUCUGUCAAAAUUUCAUUUAUGAAUUGAGUUAAGAAACGUCUCGUAAAAUGGUCUAUUGUUUUCCUCCAAGUGUUGUUUACCUUUUUCAAGACAGUGGCCGCUGACAUCUUUUUCGCAAAUUCUGGUACCCUUGGAUAAUGUAACCACUGAAACUCUGCACAUUUUUCUUUUUACACUAAUAAACAUAGCGGCACAGAACAGAUAUGCAACUUCGAACAAAACUCUGCAACAAAUUGGUGCCCUAGCUUUCGCAUUCAUUUUUUGCUGUUCCAUCCAACAUUGAUUUUACAGUGCAUCGUUCGAACAGUUCGCUCCAAUAGUUUGAACAUGCACCAAAAAACUAUUUUUUUGCUUUAAUAACCAGGCAAAAAGGUGAUCUUGAAUAGUUGAAUCUAUCAAAAUCAAGUUCACAGGACCGACCGCACUUCACACAGGACCGCAUUCAAGAGAUCUUUGAAGUGGCAAUUCAGUGACAAUUCACAAUCAACGUCAAUAGAACAAAUUAAACUAAAAAUCUUUCAACCAUUCAAACAUUGUCUAACAAAUUUUCUUGGAUCGUACACCUCACGACUGUUGAAACUAUUUUAACCUGUUAGUUGAUUUACUUGAAUAUUUUCGUUGGACUCGGAAACCGAAUUUCUCGAUCAACGACAAUAUUUUUUUCUCGUACCGUUUUUUAUACCUAACAUUGCUAGAAAGGCCUAUCAGACGCGCUGUACUAGCACUGCUUACGACAUCAGGUACACUGUAAAAAAAUAAUUGUCGUUAGUCAAGAUAUUCAGUUUUCAACUUGGGCAACAAUGAAAUUCAUUGAAAAUGUAUCUACAUAAAAACCGUUGCACGUAUGCGGGUGGCACUGUACGUUUAUCAUGAAAAGGCACCCUCGCUAUACCAGCACCGGGGAGAACAAAGGAUUCUCUCGACGAAAAAGCGGCGAGAGCUCAUACGGUUCUUUUGUUGAAUGAAUGGAAUAUAAGCGUGAUGAAAUUUCGAGUGUAAAAUGCAUUCUCUCCACCGCUAGAUGUCGAUACUUAAAAUAAAGAGAUUCUGUCUCGUUUUUGGUUCUUCAAUUGAACAGAUGUGAUAGCGGUCAUGACGAGUUCCCGUGAGUAUUCGAUCGAAACCGACUUAAACUUACCUUUGAAAAGCAGCGCGUCUAGAAAUCUUGAUUUUUGCUGUUCUCCAAUUGCAACUCGAGUGCGUGUGUCAAGCGCCAGUGUUGUCAGCACUGGUAGUAGAACACGCGCGAGUAUCCGGGACAGAUAUUUUUUAUAGAUGAUGUGAAGUACGGGUCGAUACGCGUCUCAGCAAUAUUUUACGGUAACUUUUGAAAAGUAGUUUAGGUGCUAUUCGCCUCUUUUUUACAUAAUUAGCACGUGCGGAUCAUACAAGUUUCUACGACAAAUGAAAAAUUUUGUACAACUCUUUCCGUAAGACAUUAGGCCUACAAAUAACUAUACUGCUCUUCCUUUGACCUUUGACUUCCAUGGUUUUCAGCAACCAGCGUAGAACUACUUGGAAAAUUAUUAUUUGUGUUAUUUGAACUUUUUUUUAUGAAAUAUCACAUCAGUUGAGGUGGAUCAAUAUGCGUCAUUAAAAGCUAAACAAAACGCUUGCAGUGUAACUACUUACAUACCUGUAUGGCCGCACGUCCUUAGACAUGGUCUGCAUAAUGUACUUCCACCAAUUUACGCGAUCCAUGGCCACCUGUCUCCAACUCCGUGGGCAUCCAGUGCUCUGCAGAUUGUGCUCCAUCUGCUCCACCCAUCUCGCUCCUCGUCUUCUUGUUGCUACCGGAAUUGGAGCGCACACCAAUUUUGCAGGGUAGCUAUCCGGCGUUCUAGCUACAUGUCCUGCGCAGCGUAUGCUUCCAGUUUUAGCCUCUUUCUGAAUACUCGGUUCGUCGAAGAGGCUUAUGCCCGUAGAGAACGAGCGGUCUUAUUAGCGUUUUGUACAGAACACACUUGGUGUGAAGACUCAGGUUUCGCGACCGUAGCUUUUUAUAGAGUCAAUAGUAGGCACAAAUUCUUCCGAUAAUACGCCUCCUAAUCUUCCGACUGAUCUUGUUGUUCUUAAUUACCAGAGAGCCGAGGUACCCAGUCUCGUCGACUACCUAGAACUGUUACCUGUCGUGUUCGGACCCGCUCACAAGCAUAUACUUUGUUUUAGACGUAUUAAUCUUUUUUUCCGAUCCUAUUCAGUCACGUUUCAGUCGGGUGUACUGGUCUGCGACCGUCUCAAAUUUUCUGCCGAAAAUACUCACGUCUCUCGCAAAGCAGAUAAAUUGAUCAGAUCUACUGAUAACACAGUGCAACAAAAAUUGACUUUUUGACGUAGGACUACGUCUAACCGCACUAUAUCGAGAUACAUUCCGCGAAAACUAAAACCAAGAUGUAACGUCGGAAUGAAAGAUUACAAACGGUUAUACUAAUGUAACCACAUGAUGGAUAACAAUAAUUAAUAUGUCGUUGGAUUGAUAAAAUGAUGGACAAUUUUGUGAUUCUUCAAUUAUCAUUAUCACUUCAAUGUUAAUCAGUAAAAAUUGAAUAAAAGUUUCAAGGUCGGAUUUUCACCAAUAAUGUACCAAUCAUAUGCGAGCACGCCUGGCACAGACUUCAUGAAUAGACACCAACUGCCUGCUGUGAUAUCCUGUAUAGCAGUGGCAAAACAAAAAUUUGACAGAAUCUUCCCGUCCCAAUAGGUCAACUAAUGUUAGCUUCCAUGAACCUAUGACUAUUUUGAUGUCUUGAAAGUGAAGCUUUUUCGGAAAGUUCGUAACCACCUCCACUAUCAGACAGUAUUACAUUCUGCUGUUAACAAAUAUGUUAAUGUUAAUAAAACUGAUGUCUUGAAGGAUAAUAUGAUGGUACAGGCAACAGUACUGCACCGAGCAAUGUAUGAACAGAGCGCUGGUUACUCGUCGUCUAUCAGUGCAGAAAAACUCGAUAUUCAUUUUUGUGUAGUCAAGCCAAGUGAAAACUACAUUGCCGCUGUUGACGCACAGUGGGGCGUGGAACACAAUCGAUUUGCCGUUUGAAUUGUCUUCUUCUUCUUGUUUCGUAUAGCAGAAUUCAAUAUGAUUUUUCGUGGGCCAUCUUUUAAAAAACAGAUCUUAAAUCGGACAAAAACUGAAUUCAAAACGGUGAUUCUACGAAACCACAAAGCAAAACAAUAUCGAGUAUGUCUGAGUAUUAAUAUGCACUAAUAUGUGGACAAGCUCUUAGAAUUUCGAUAUUUGGUCUUAAAACAAAAUGGCGUCGAAAAAACAUCGAAAAUUUCCGAUUUCUAAAAAAUUCAAUAUGGCGCCAUUGUUGCCCCUUAAGUUGAAAUAUGUUCAAACUCGGAGGAAUUUAUUUUCGCAUCAAACUUCAUUAAAAAAUCGUACAUAGAAGCCAAGGCAAGAAAAUUGUGGCACUGUGUAAUCGUGCCCCGCUUGUUAAGCCCCGCUGGUCACAUAAAACCCUUCAGCGCGACAUUUAACAUUGGACUGGAAAGACCACCCUUGUCAAGGCCUACUGUGGGACUCAAAGAAGCACUUCACAUUCUCCAUCGUAGUCUUAAUCAGUCUUGUCGGCUUCCCCAGAAAGCCGUUCUCGUCAAGGAUUUUCCAAAGCCCUUUUCAGUUUAUUGUGUCGUAUGCAGCUUUAAAAUCGACGAAAGAAAAAAUUGUGGGGACUCUAAGUUUGCGACACGUGACGUGCCGCAGUGUAAAAAUUUGGUCAGUCGUAGGCGGCAUUCAGGACUGUGAUCGCUUGAUAGUUCUCGCAGGCUAGUUUGUCGGCAGAUAAGCCCUUCUUUCCCUUCCUCCGGUAGCUGUUCUGUCUUUCAGAUCUCGAUGAUCAGCCGAUGCAACGAGCUGGCCAAUUUGUCGGAGCUUGUUUUAAUAAGUUCCGCUCCGAUGCCGUCCUUUCCGGCAGAUUUCUUGUUUUCAAGCUGCCGGAUUGCAUCCUUAACUUCACUGGUUGUUGGGGGUGACACAUCUUCGUCGUUCAUUGCACCGGUCAUGUCUCCACUGCUCCUGUUGUAGUCUCCUGCUUGCAUCGUAAAGAGAUAAGUGGCUUUUCACCUACGCACACUGGUGAACGUGUUAACCCGUGUAGAGUUGCUUUUGUUUCCUCCAAACUGUAAAUCAUCGCAUCUCGUUGCUUCGACUUUUUAUCACCAGCUUCUUCCGAUUCAUGAUCACGAAUGAAAAAUUUAUUCAGAAGCGAGUUUAGAACUUAUAAUAAGUGUUCAACUAAUUAUUUGUCCAGUUGCUAGAAACAUAGCAUUGCAAACAAAACAGUGAUUAGUAAAUAUUUUCCACAAUGAGUUGCACUAACACAUUCGUACGUAAAUACCCAAGUAACUAGUAAGCACUAAAUCAUGGCCCUACAACAAUACUAUAUUCGAUUACAGAGUUCUAGGUAAAAACUUAUUCUGACCUAAAUGCUUGUAUAUAUCUGAUAUAAUGUUAAAAAGGUGACAUAGCAAGCUGAUAAAGUGCUGCAGGUGGCAACCAUUGAUAUGCAUCACCAAUGCUGAUUUGGAGCAACCAUGAGUUCUCUCUUCUCUGACAUGUGAGGUAAGAAAACAAACGAAAAAAAAUUUAGAACCUUAAUUAUUUGGUGUCUGGAACGAAUGCAAAAAAUGUUCAGAAGUAAUACAAAUGGUCUAAAAACUAGAACCAGACUUUUUUUCAUCUUCUGAUAUUGACGGUUCGGAAACCACGAGCCCAGGAGAUGUAGAUCCUGGAUCCAACUCACUAGUUUGCAAUUGUUUUGUAUUGGGCAUUUCGAAAAGGUCCAUACUUUCAUAUACCCGAACUUUGCGUCGAAAAUUCCCGCUCCUUAAAGUUUUUUUUUUUUUUCAUUUACGUGGAGUAUCCAUUUUCCGUCUAUUUUUAAUUGACAACUCGAUAUCGCUCGUUAUUGGCACUUACGAAAAAAUGUAAUGCGUCUUCUAUAUGCAUUUGAAACAAUACAUUGUAGCACUUUAAGUAGCUCUUUAAGCGCAUAUUUUGCUCUCAGUAAUGCUAGUUUAGCAUAAUGCCCUAAGCAAUAAAAAACAUGAUAUAAAGCUAUUUGGUAUUAACAAGGCUGAAUUAGUGCUAUCUUCUAAUGCUCGUGUGACUGUCAAACUCCAUACAUCUUUCAUCUACCACUCAUUGAUUCUGGUACCCACUUUUUGGUUGGUUUGCCCUAAAACAUGUGAAAUAGAGUAAACGUCACAUUUUGUCGGUAGACCAUUUCCUCGAGUAAAUGUCGUUUAGGUGGAAUAAAUAAUUACUCAACAUUUGUUUUUUAGUACAAUGUGCACUUUCAAUGAAUAAGAUAAGUUUUGUAAGCAUUUAAAUUAAAAUAUUGACGCCGUGAUGAAUUUAUAAUUGGUAGGCAAAAUGUUGACGUUUAUAGGCCCCUGACUGCUGCUUCCAUCUUUCGAUCACCUCACGAUCAUGAAUCAGAAUUCCUCCAUUCUCAUCCCUACACAAUUCAGCUCGUGGUACAAAGCCUCUGCGUGCUGCGUUGAAUUUUUUGGUAGAAUUUUCGUGUGUUCGGUGCAGCUGCUCGAGUUCUUCGCAUUCCUCCUUUUUUUUUUUCUUUGAAAAGUUGGACCGUUUUCUUCGUUUCAGUUUAUAUCGCUCCAUUUUAUGACGGGUGGCUCUACGCAGCAUUGUUGCUCGCGCUGCGUUCUUCUCACCCAAUAUCUGCCGGCAUUAUUCGUUAAACCAUUCGUUACGUCGAUUCGGUUGCACGUGUCCCAGGACUUCUUCCCCAGCACUGCUGAUAGCUGUUUUAACGGCGUUCCAGUGAUUAUCUAGAGACACUCUCCAAAAAAUUGUAAAAUUCGUCUCUGUCAUCAUCGGUCCUUCCGAGAUGGGGGCUAUGCAUUAUUGUUAAAGGAACGGCCUUUAAUCUGCAAUCUGCACAUUCCAUGACUGAUCGGCCUUCUUCUGCUUCUCGCCCAUCACUAUAAAAGCUGUUCCCAGCUCAUGUGUACUUCCACAAAUCUGGUAUGAUCAUCCCUGUACGUACGCAUCAUCGUUCCUUUCCAGCAUACCUCCUGCAGUGCUACGAUGUUGAACCUGUGGGUCUUCAGUUCGUCGGAAAGCACGCGGGUACUCCUCAGGAAGUUGAGAGAUCUGCAGUUCCAUGUUCGAAAGUACCUGAACAUUAGUGCGUUUCCAUUGGCUAGGUCCUAGCCGAUUGCUCCGUUCCGUAAUAAGUGUUGUUGUGUUCUUCGCUGUUGUUUUUCAACUGUGUGGGCCUGCAAGGCCAGCGACCAACCCCACUAUGUCGUAGGAGGACCAUCGUAGUGCCAUAGUUCGAAGUCCCGGGCACUACCAGGACUUGAGAUGAACACAGGCGUUAGAAUGCUUCCGGUAUCCGAGAGAAGAUAGGGGGGUUCGGUAGCUGGAAGGCUGAGGUUCACUAGUGUGAACUGUUUUGCAACUUAUCUCACUCCAAUGUUUGCUAUCGUAUCCCGAUCAGAAAGACAAAACAAAAAAGGAACAGAGGCUGUUAGUUUGUUAUGAGAAAAACCUUUCAGGUUGUGUUAUAAUUUUGAUCCCGUUAAGUGUUAAAAUAACAGAAAUCAUAACAAAAAAUAUUCUACUAAUAUCAAACACAUAUCAAACUUUGUUACUAACGUAUCAGCUUUCUAACAAAAUGAGAUAGCACAUAGAACAGUAUAAUAACAACCAUUGUUAUAAACAACAGGUUUGGAUAGAAACGAAAAAGUUGUUAGAUUUGUUUCAGAACAACUUCAUUUCAUGAUUUGUUAUUAUAACUCAUUCAGAUUCAACUUUGUUAUCCAUAGCAAAUGGGAAAAUACUAAACCAUAUCAAAACAUAUUAUUUGUAUCUCCCGUUGAUAGAAUUUUGUAAUUUUUUUGUUAUGCUCUUCUGAUCGGGAUGUCUUAUAACAUUUUCUAGUUUUGUUAGCUCUUAUGUCCAGAUAACGUUGAGAUUAGACGAAAACAAUUUUAAAUAAAACAGUUUAUUUUGAACGGUUAUUAUUUUCAUCUACUUAUUAUUAAUCAGAAUUACCACUGAUAACAACAAUUUUCGAUCUACUUACUCUGCCCAUAGGCACACAUUUGCGCAUGCGCUGGUUAACAAUUGUCAUAGCAACACAUUUGCGCAUGCGAUUUGUUGUGGUAAAUUUCGAUCCUUUAUUCUGAAGCGUUUUGCACCAUUCCAAUUUCUAUGAUCUCGACCUAUUUGAUUGAUUUUUAUGCUUCGGAACGAGCAAGUAGGCUGUGUUUUCUGCCAGGUUCCUAGGCAUCUAAUCAUCCGAAAUGUUUCGUCGACCCUGUCAAGCCAUCGUGCCUGCUGUUUACUACUAUACUAAUGCCGGUAGUGUUGCUGAAUAGAAGAGAUUUCACAAGGGUGUCGUCCGACAUCCCCAUGAAGUGAUCGGCCCACCGCAGCCUAUUAACUUUCAGUAGCUAGUCCGCAGCACCUUUCGUUCGAAAACUCCAGGCGCGUUCAAGUCCUCAGCUAAAAGCGGUAGAGGACUACCCGUCUAAUCAGGGUUUUGUACAGCAUCAACUUCGUGCGUCGUCGCUCUCGAUUCGAUCAGAUUGUCUUCGGAAGUGCAAAGUAGGUGUUUCUGGAUCUCUUUGUUGAGUUUAUUAAUGGUAUUGAUCAAUUGUGGUCUCCGUGGUUCUGCGGUUAGCGAUGUCGGUCGGCUAGCUUUCCCACACGGUUGUGAUGUCGGGUUCGAUUCCCGAUCAGGUCGAGGAUCUUUUCUAGCUGGAAAUUUUCUCGACUCAGCACUGGGGCACGGUGUAUAGUUGCACUUAUCCUGCAACAUGCAAAAUGUGCUUAAAACAAUAUCGAUAACGAAUUCUCUCAACUAAUCUAUUUGACCGAGACCGCAUUAGCCCCCCAGGCUAGCGUGCGAUAUUGUUGUUUUGUUGUUGAUCAAUUGUAUCAUUUUAUCCGGGAAUUGCAGCGCAUGAUCAACCAUAGUUGUUCUUGAUCACUGUAUGAUAGGCCGCCGUGAAAUCGAUGAAGGUAUAACGUAAAAAGAUCUGGUCCGUAGUGGCUUGACCCACGAACCUUUUGGCUUAAAGUGAUAGACGGCGGGACAGGAUCUGCGAGAGUAUUUUGUAGGUGGCAUUGAUUAGCGAAAUGCCGCAGUAGUUGUUGCACUUCUUGUAGAUGGAGUAGACGAUGCUUUCCAUCCACUCGUCUGGCAGCUUUUCCUUCUAACAAAUCCUGGAAAAAAAAUCAGUGCAGCGUACUUGCCAGCACCUCUAAACCAUACUUCACUGCCCAUAAUCGCAAAAUUGUAACAUUUGCAAAAUUGGUUGUUCGAGAAAAUGACACUUUUAUAUUUUGACUUUAAAUGAACCGUUCCCAAUAUAUUCUUGCAAAAAGACACUUCAACUAAACUUAGUAUCACGAAUAGAGCACUACUUUACACUAUGUAUACAUUGAACAUCACUUUUGAAGUCAAAUUGUCUGAAAUUUUUGCAAUGACACUUUUAUGCCGUCACUUUCAAGGUACUUUUGGAAUAUAUCACAAGGGAAAUGAAGCUUUUCUUGUAUUCAACAAGCAUGAGCUGAACAUCAGAAACAGAUCACCGGUGGUUGGUUACCGGACCAGAAUAACCUCCGAGUUCCAAAGGAUGCAGAUGUGGAUUUGGAUGGAAGAUUUUUUUGAAAAAAAAAGAUUGAAAGUUAAGUAGUGUGACAAUUCUACGGUUGUUCAAGCUAUGUGACAAAACAACUUGGUAUGUUUCACGACUUUUUUCAAACAAACAUAAGUAUAUUUUUUCAGAUGUAAAAAGUACAUACUAUUUUUAACAUUUCCCAACAAAAAGCACGAAAUCCAUAAAAUAUCGAAUGUUACAAUUAUGCGAUUACAGGAAGUUCAGGAGUCCACUUGGCAGUUCGUCUUCGCCAGGUGACUUUGUUGUUGUUCAGCUUCCCGUACCAAGAAAGAAUUUCAUGAACAUCGGGGUCUGGAACUCGGACAUCUGCUGCUGGUGCUCCUAGAUCAGUUCCUGUUCAGCUUCUGACCGCUGUAUAAUUAUUUAGGUGUCGAAGUACUCCUUCUAGCUGUCGAUCACCUCGUUGGCAUCCGCGAGAAGGAAUUGGGUCCAAAAUUUUAACAUUACAUUGAGUAGAGCAUCUCUCGAGCUUCCAUUAGAUGUGUUCAAAUACUGAAAUUACACAAAUGGGAAUCCUUGAAGAUUCAACAACUCUUGCUUUAAAUCCAUCGGAACCAACUAAAAUCCACACCAAAAUCGAUAAGAAUUUGUUGCAAUUUACGUACCAAUAGAGUACACUACUUUUUGAAUUACCCCAUUUUCAGCUGGAAUGUAGCUGAGACUAUCUUGGAUGGACCACGUCCUUGAGAAAACCAACGGUCAGAUUAAUUUAUUUUUUUGCUAAAACUCGAGGGACUUUCAGAAAAUUUCCAUUUUCUUAUCCAGCUAAUCUGCAUCAGAAUCAUGAGAAAUAUUUGUACCUUUUGGUUUAUAUCGAGAAAUAAACAGUUUCUCGUCAGGGUGGUCCACUUAAGGUAGCGGUCCAACCAAGGCAGUUCUGCUUUGAAUCAAGUAAAUUCAUCUUAAUAAGUCACAGAAACUAAUAAAAACAGCACAAAAAUCUCUCAUUAAUCAAUAGCAAAUAGCAUUUAUAUAUUUCGUUUUUAUUCAGGGUAAAACUGCCUUGGGUGGACCACUUUCUUUGGUGGACCACCGGUUUAACUCAAUUUCUCUUAACAUAAAUUGGUGUUUAAAAAUGUUUCCCGUGAUUCUGACGCAGAUUGGUUGGAUAGGAUGUUCUCUAAAGGAAGCUUUUUGAAAAUCAAUCGAGUUUUCGUAUGAACUGAGUAAAACUGGCGGGUGGUCCACUAUAGCAAAAGGGUCUACUCUAGGUUAACUUAACAACGACACUACUUCAGCCAUAACUGGUUGCCUGCCGCACGUAUCCUAGGGUAAAACUACCUUGGAUGGACCACGUCCUUUAGUGGACCACCGGUCAGAUUAAUUCAAUUAAUUCAGAAACUCGUAAGACUUCCAGGAAACUUCAUUUGAGAAACAUCUUAUCCAGCUAGGGUAAAUUAACCUACGGUAGACCCUUUUCAUAUAGUGGACCACUCGACAGAUUAAUUCAAUUUCUCUCAACAUAAAUCAAAAUUUAUAAAUGAUUGAGAUGCAGAUUGGCUGAAUAAGAUGUUUCCCGAUGAAAGAUUUCUGAAAUUUCCUUGAAUUUUCGCAUAAGUGGAGUUAGUUUGGCGAGUGGUCCACUAUAAGAAAGAGGUCCACUACAGGUUAAUUUACCCUAAUUCGAACCAGAACCACGAGAAACAUCUAGGAUCAAUUAACCUAUAGUGAACCACUUUUCUGUAGUGGACCACUCGUCAGGUUAACUCAAUUUCUCUUAACAUCAAAUCGAAACUUAUUAAUAUUUCUAGUGAUUGUAAUGCAAAUUGGUUGAGAAGGAGGAUUCAUGUUGAAAGUUUUCCAAAAAUCCCUCAACUUUUCGUCAAAAAUUUAGGUAAUCUGAUCUCCAUUACAGGAAAUGGGUCCACUAUAUCGAGAGAGUGAACAGUUUUUGUCGGAGUGCUCCACUGAAGAAAGUGGUCUACCCAAGGUAGUUCUACCCUAAUAACACAGUAAUCUGAUGGUGUUGUUUUUGCUAUGAGAGACGGAAAACGCUAACAAUUGGUUUUCUAAGACUUUUUAACAGUUCCUGCUGAAUCUCGUUAUAUUUUUUUUGCCGUACGCAGAAUUACGUAGGGUAGAAUUGCCCUGGAUGGACUACUGCCAUUAGUGGACCACUCGUCAAAUUUACUCAAAUUUGUAUUGAUUUAGAAUAAAACUUCCUUGGAUGGACCACGUGCUUUAGUGGACCACUCGCCAGAUAUACUCAGUUUUUGCGAAAACUCGAGGGAAUCACGAGUAAUAUUUUGAAAUUCCGCUUCAUGUUAAGAGAAAUUGAGUUAACUGGAUAAGAUGUUUCUAAUGGAAGUUUUCUAAAGAUCUCUCGAGUUUUCGCCUGAAUCCAGGUAAUUUGACGGAUGGUCCACAAAGGCCUUACAAAUGAGCAAACAUCAAAAUUCGUUGAUCUGAUUCGAUCUCGAACAUCAAUUUAGUUUUAUGUAUAGGAAUUUUAUAAAAUUACUAGAUCAGCACUCUGAAAGUACUGACUACUCCGAACAUUGCAAAAUGUGCUCAUCCCGCUUUUUAAGGAGCAAAAAUUCAUAAUAAUAACUUCAGCGAAGGUUGUAUUUCGAUCUUAAAAUAUGUCUAUCAAUUUAUAGUUCAUUUUGUCUUGUAGAAUAACUCUGUAAAUUCUCAGCCGAAUCAAUAAGGUUCGUUUUUAAAAACAUUAAAAAUUACCCAAAUUAUGUAAUUCUACCUCCACUCCCUCAACCGUAACCAUCAGCCUCCACCGGAGCCACCAGCCCCCCACAAGUAGUAAACAACGUUACGCAAUAAUUUACAGAAAGAAAUUCCUGUUCAGUACUUCGGUAAGUUUGUAACCACUAUCAGUGUGCUUAGCCUCUUGAACCCAAGCUUCACCAAGGCUGAGAUCAUCUAUUACCACACACAAACACUCAUACGCAAGUAAGCACAAAUCUAUGAAAAAUGUAAGAAUAAAACGAAACAUUCCACAUCAAACUGACAACUCAAACAUUGUACUAUAGGAAAGAUAGUUCUAAGCCUUAGUUUAUGCGUUUCAAGCUUUUAAUACACUAAAAAAAAGAAAACUAGUAAACUCGUGUUAAGCACUCGUUUCCUGCCUGCCGCGCAAACCGACCCCGAAAGCGGAGCGGAAAAUACUCGUUUUGCCAUAUGAUCUUUGUUUCUAGAAAUGCUAGGUUUAGUGUGUGGAAACGUCAAAAUUUUAGUGACAUUUUUUUUAGACACGAAAGAAGCAAAAUAAAAAAAAAACAAGUUCAACCAAAGCCAAAUAAGCGAUAUUCGUACUAAAAAAAAUAUGUGAGUGUGCUACGAAACAGAAGAAGAAAAAAAUAAACUGAAAGAUGAAAACAGACAGUUUGACGUUUGUAAAGAUUUGAUUUGUUUCCGAUGCGGACAAGAACGUUACAAGUAUUUGUUGAAGUUUAUCAUUGGUUAGUUGAUUAGAUUCGAAGUUUUUUUUAGUACUUGUUAACUCACUUUUACUUAGUUUAAUGCAACCGAUUGUUAAUCAAGUAGUCCCUAGUUGAAUGGUUGAAAUAGACAAAAAAAAAGGGCGGAACGUUAUGCGAAGGCUAUUCUGAGAACCCGUUUUCCAACGCAAAUGUGAUCUGAAUGAAAGUAUUGUUUGUUUGUUUAAACCAGUCUCAAAUAGUGAUGUAAAACGAAAUACGCGGUGAUAUCAGAGAAGCAUCUUUGAACGUAGAAAGAAGCAGAAAAAAAUACAAUAGUUUUGGAUCCUAGAGAUGUUUCAGAUCAUUUACAGAUACAAUUCACAGAAAGUGUUCCUUAUAGAAAAGUACGUUUUCAUAAAAGAGCACCGUUUACAAGCAAGAAGAUAAGUUACCAUUAAAGUAUACUAACUUAAACAAGAAUAAAUUACCAUUUUACAGCAUGAGUAAGAUCGUUCGCCUAAGUUAAUAAGAGAAAAAAAAGUAUUACAACGAAAAAACCUUUUGAACGCCCUCGUUUCUCACGAAAGUCUAACAAAUAUAUUUUAGUCCUAAACAUUAACAGCAACAUUUGAGCGAAUCUACUUUCAUUCUCUUUCUCUUUCUUUUUUUUGUACGCGUAUUUUAAAGUAAAUAAAUAAAAUCGUCCAGCACAAAACUCCGUAGUCUAAUGUAAAGCGGUCAAUCACGUCACGCGCCCGACCAACGCCGAUCGUUGGUUCGGCACGCGAAAAACAACAAAUG
Molecule: messenger RNA, 18210 nt
Organism: Wyeomyia smithii (pitcher-plant mosquito)
Lineage: Eukaryota; Metazoa; Arthropoda; Insecta; Diptera; Culicidae
Product: transcription factor hamlet
Exons: 4
Coding region: 3115-4515 (466 amino acids)
Biological process (GO): regulation of transcription by RNA polymerase II
Cellular component (GO): nucleus
Molecular function (GO): DNA-binding transcription factor activity, RNA polymerase II-specific; RNA polymerase II cis-regulatory region sequence-specific DNA binding
Source: RefSeq, a predicted model, not a curated record